AUGCCAAAAAAUAAAGGUAAAGGAGGAAAAAAUAGAAGAAGGGGAAAAAAUGAUAAUGAAGGAGAAAAAAGAGAAUUAUUAUACAAAGAAGAAGGACAAGAAUAUGCUCAGGUUUUAAGAAUGUUAGGAAAUGGAAGAUUAGAAGCUCAUUGUUUUGAUGGAGUAAAAAGAUUAUGUCACAUUAGGAAAAGAGUAUGGAUUAAUUCAGGAGAUAUAAUUUUGGUAUCCUUGAGAGAUUAUCAAGAUAGUAAAGCAGAUGUUAUAGCAAAAUAUACUCCAGAUGAAGCAAGGAGUUUAAAAACUCAUGGAGAAUUACCAGAAACAGCCAAAAUUAAUGAAACAGAUAUUUUUGAUGAUGAUGGACAAAAUGGAGUAGAAUUUUUGGAUGAUGAAACUGAUGAAGAAGCACAAGAAGAUUCUCAUAAUGCCAGGAAAUUAGAUAUAGAAGAUAUAUAA
Plasmodium gallinaceum is the source of this 456-nucleotide messenger RNA. RefSeq names its product translation initiation factor eIF-1A, putative. The record is from RefSeq and is a predicted model, not a curated record. Gene Ontology annotation, molecular function: RNA binding; translation initiation factor activity. The coding region runs from base 1 to 456 and encodes 151 amino acids. Gene Ontology annotation, biological process: translational initiation. NCBI's taxonomy places the organism in Eukaryota, Apicomplexa, Aconoidasida, Haemosporida, Plasmodiidae. Gene Ontology annotation, cellular component: cytoplasm. The transcript is spliced from 6 exons.